Amaranthus tricolor (Joseph's coat) is the source of this 2668-nucleotide messenger RNA. RefSeq names its product cysteine-rich receptor-like protein kinase 29. The record is from RefSeq and is a predicted model, not a curated record. The transcript has 7 exons. The coding region runs from base 1546 to 2553 and encodes 335 amino acids. Lineage: Eukaryota; Viridiplantae; Streptophyta; Magnoliopsida; Caryophyllales; Amaranthaceae. Gene Ontology annotation, biological process: protein phosphorylation. Gene Ontology annotation, molecular function: protein kinase activity; ATP binding.
AAGUUAUUAACUCAAUGGCAAAUUUGUAAAUUUUUAAAGAUCAGGGGCAAAUUUGUAAUUUCAUUAGGAGGGGGGGGUGGCGAUAAAAUGAAAAAGGUGGCGACAAAUAAGAAUCGGGUUCGUAAAUUGACCAAUUAAUAUUCACCAAUUAGUUUUAAUAUUACUACUUACUAGUUGGAUGAUGAAAGGUUUAAGGGUGGUAUUGGGAUUGUAGUGAAGUAGUUAGAGAUGGUUAUUAGUUACGUUCUUUUUUUUCAACUAAAAUUUAUGAAUUUUAAGAUUAAACUUUAAAUAUGAUUUUUCAUGAAUCCAUAUGAAUAAAUACACGUAUCUGAGAUCUUGAUAGAUUUUUCUCAAUAGAUAUUUUCUAAAUAUUAAUAUUUUAAAAUUUUUAAAAACUCACAAUUAAAAUUAUUUAAAUUUUAAGUUUACAUUAGAAUCUGCGCAAAAAUGGUUGAGAAAAACAAAUAAAAAUAGAGGAAAUAAUACCCUUUAAAUUAAAUAUUUGAAAGUUUUUUGAAUUAUAAGGUGCAAACUUAGAAGGACAGAACAAGAAAUAUAUUAAACUUUUAUGUAUGGGGUGGUUUUGAAAUUUUUUUUUUUAAUUCGAAAAUAGACUAGAAAAUCUUUACGGAUAAAAGAAAGAAAGAAUUAAUUCUUACUAUAGGCAUUAAGAAAUGGGAAAAUUCACAAAAAAAUUAAUAUUAAUAAUCUCACAUUUCACCUAUCCACCGUAAAUAAUCCCACAUUUUAAUUAUUUUUUAAUAAUCCAACAUUUUCUCUCAAUUUCGUCCCUAAUAACUUGUUAUACCAGGUUAUCAAAAUUAAAAAAAGAAGAAAAAGAAAGGAAAAAAAAAAGAAAAACUGAUUUCUAAGUCCCCUCCCCUUCCAAUACCUCAUCUCAAACACCCGGCCACCGCCUACCGCCCACCUUCACCACCACUGGCCACCCCCUUCUCCUCCCUAGCAACGACGACCACCCACAGCAACUCAACCCACCGCGAGAACCCCUCUUCCCCAUCCCUAUCAAUGUCCUAAACCCACCAUUCUUCAUCAUCAAUGGCUUCUUUAUCAUCUUCAAAUUAAAAAAAAGUGAUGAUGAAGAAAUGGUGAUGAAGAAUCGAUUGUUAAUGAUGAAGAAAUUAAUGAUCUGAUGAAGAAAACUGAGGGGUUUAAGAAAAUUGAUGAAGAAGCCAUUGAUGAUGAUGAUAAAGAAAUAGUGAAUUUGGAAGAUUGGUAAGGAUAGGAGAAGUGAGUCUCGCAGUGUGGGGGAGGGCAGAGGAGGUCUUCGUUGCUAGGGGAGGAGAAGGGGGCGGCCAUUAGUGGUGGAGGUGGCUGGAUUUAAUUGUUGGAAGGGGAAGUGAAUCAGGAAAAGGAAGCAACACCACAAAGAUCGCUCUUCUAAUUAGUAUUCCCGUAUUCAUAUCAAUUGCUCUUCUACUUGCUAUUUGUUUCUUGUGUAGAAAUAAAUUUAAGACCAGAAAAAAUACUCAAUCAUCAUUAUAUACAAGUGUUGAUGAUAAAGAGAAAGAUGAAGAAAGCAGAAUGUUAGUGUCUCUACAAUAUGGUUUUGACACCAUUAAAAUGGCCACGGAUAACUUCUCCCAUUCUAAUAAACUUGGACGUGGUGGAUUCGGCACAGUUUAUAAGGGAAAAUUAGUAAAUGGGCAAGAGAUUGCUGUGAAAAGAUUGUCAAAAGAAUCAGGACAAGGUGAUGGAGAAUUUAAGACUGAGGUUAUGUUAGUGGCCAAGCUUCAACAUCGGAAUCUCGUUAGACUACUUGGAUUUUGCUUAGAAGAUGAUGAACGACUUCUUGUUUAUGAAUUUGUUCCCAAUACAAGUUUAGAUCAUUUCUUAUUCGAUGCAAGCAAGCAAUCAUAUUUGGAUUGGAAUAUCCGAUAUAAGAUUAUAACAGGCAUAGCUCGAGGAUUGCUAUAUCUUCACGAAGAUUCUCGACUUCGAAUCAUCCAUCGUGAUUUGAAGGCUAGCAACAUACUUUUAGACGCUGAUAUGAAUCCCAAGAUUGCAGAUUUUGGCAUGGCAAGAUUGUUUGAUAUCGAUCAAACCCAAGGAGAUACCAAUAAAAUUGUUGGUACCUAUGGGUAUAUGGCUCCGGAAUAUGCAUUUCAUGGAUUCUUUUCAGUAAAAACAGAUGUCUACAGUUUUGGCGUACUUGUACUAGAAAUCAUUACAGGUAGAAAGAGCUACGGUGUACAUAAUGAAGAAGACUCAGAAGACCUUUUAAGCUUUGUAUGGAGGAAUUGGAGAGAAAAUACGGUGGUAAAUAUAAUUGAUCCAAGAUUAAGAACAGAAACAAGAACAGAGAUGAUAAGAUGCAUCCAUAUGGGAUUGUUAUGCGUUCAAGAGAGUGUAGAAGAUCGACCAACUAUGUCUUCAGUUGUGUUGAUGCUUAGUAGCCACUCGCUCACUCUGCCUCUUCCUUCUCAUCCUCCGUUCAUAAGUGAUGGUAACAGUGUAGCUAAUGCCAAGGAUUCAUCCCCAGGGAGUUCAUCUAUAAAUCAGGAUUCUAUCUCUGACCUCCAUGCCCGAUGAGAUUCAAGGUGUCGAAAAUCCCAUAAAUUCUUAUAAUUAUAUGAUUAAACUCUUGUUACUGUCUAUGAAAUGUCGGAUUAAUUACGUUAUUAAAUAUGAUAUUGUUAAUUACAAA